Molecule: messenger RNA, 1024 nt
Organism: Orcinus orca (killer whale)
Lineage: Eukaryota; Metazoa; Chordata; Mammalia; Artiodactyla; Delphinidae
Product: translation initiation factor IF-2-like
Exons: 4
Coding region: 371-1024 (217 amino acids)
Source: RefSeq, a predicted model, not a curated record
CCCGGCCGCCCGGCGCCCCACGAUUGGCCGCGGCGCUCGCCUAAAAGGCGCGUCCAAUGGCUGCGAGCGGCAGAGGCCGGUGCGCAGGAGGGCGGCCGGGGCUCAGCGGGCGGGUGGGUAGCGGGCGGCGGGCUCGGCGCCCUUGGGCCGUCGUCGACGUGGGGGUCCGGACCGCCGGACGGGCUAGAGGCCAGAGGGCAGGAGGACGAGACGGGCAGGGACCGUGGCCGGGACCUGGUGGGGGCGGCGGCAGUGACUGGCUCUUUGUCUCCGCUCGCUCCAAAAUGGCUGCGGCCGGAGCUGAGGGGAGAGCCGGGCGGGCGGGCGAGGGAGCCGGGGCCGCCGUGCUCCCGGGACCCCAACGCCCCUCAUGGAGUCGCCGCCGCCGCCGCCCGCGGGGACCCGGCGCCCCGGGAGGGUGCGGCCUGGGCCGGGGGCCGAGGCAGGGAGGCGGCCUGGGCGUCGGCGCCAUCGCUGCCCGGCGGGCGCGAGACCCGGAGCUCGGCGCACCGGGCGGGGCGAGCGCUGGCCUGCCCCUCGGCCGGGCGCCUUGGUCCGCCCGAGAUCCGGCGUCUCGCGCCGUGAGGGCCGCUGCUCGGGCGGCGGGGGCGGGGCGGGGGUCGGCGCCCGGGGCCGCGCCAGGGUGACUCAUCUUCUCCGGCGGCGCGGCCCCCGGACACGAAUGUCUGUAAAUUACUGGGUGAGACGGCGGCGCCGGCCGGGACCAGCAGCUCCCGUAGGGAGCGUCCAUCCUGGAGGUCUUCCUCGGGUCCUUAUUUCCCGUUCUGCCCUUUUGACGAACACGCCUCGUCACCAGAAGGCUCAGCUGGGUGGGCGGCCGGCGGGGGAGACAAGGAGUGGAGAGGCCCUGAACACAGCCGCCCGGGCCUCCCAGCCCUGUGACCUGCCUGAAAAGCUCCUGGUACGGGUCACCUUCAAAGCCAGCCUUGCCCUUGCCACCCAUCCCGCCUGCAACCCUCAGCUUCCUCCUGGCUCCUGGCUCUCUGCGGGCUCAGGAGUCUAA